Molecule: messenger RNA, 1564 nt
Organism: Zophobas morio
Lineage: Eukaryota; Metazoa; Arthropoda; Insecta; Coleoptera; Tenebrionidae
Exons: 7
Coding region: 33-1424 (463 amino acids)
Source: RefSeq, a predicted model, not a curated record
GUUUUAGAGUUAAGUUUUAAACUGUGGUAACAAUGUGGACUUUAUUCGUAUGCGUGUUACUUUUUUUACCAGUAGAAGUAGAAAGAGUGGAGUUAAAUGAUCAAUGGUUUCAACAGUAUUUGUUGUCAGAAGAAACAAUUCUCCAAAUAACAAGCAAAACCUACAUAUAUUGCAUAUCUGAAGAACAUGUCGAUGCUGCUAUGUUCACCGUACCACCACUAAAUAAAUCAGACGAUUCAAUAGAUUUAAUGAAUAAGAGGUUUUGGAAGAAUGAUGACUGGGAAAUAAAGAAGUCAAGUGAUUCAACAAGAACGGCUGUUUUAGACAGAAGAUGGGAAGAUUUUGACAUCACAAGAACAAACAAUUUACGUUUCGAUAAAUUGACAACCUCUGUAUCUUUUUCCGUAUAUGGAAAAAAACAAAUAGAAUUUAGUUCAUACUCUGACGAAACCGGGACACACCAGUUUAGCCAACCGAUAAAUGCUGCAGAAACUUGGCUCACAUAUACAAUAUUUCAAAAAAAUGGUAGUGUCUAUUAUUAUCAAAAUAAUGAUUACAAUAUAAGCAUCAACUCCCAAAUUCAUACGAACCUUGUUAUAAAUACUUCAACAGAAGCUUAUUUCAAAAUACAUGACUAUGAAUAUAGAGAAGCUACAUUUCACAAUAACGAAGAAAAUUCCACAACACUGAUCAUUCCGAGCCCCAAAAUAUCGUUGUUAAUUAUUUACGUUUCUUUGUGCAAAUUAUGUGUACUAGAAGUUUCAUAUAACGGAGAAAAGGUAUUAAAUAUUUCUUCAGAUGUCAAAGAACAUGAUGCCUUAUUAGAAAAAUGGCAGAGCCGUAAAAUUAUGAUCAAUUCUUCAAUAUCAAACGAAGUGACGUUUGUCAGAAAACUGAAAGAACCAACUGAAGAAGGCUAUUGGAGACUGGAUGUAAGAGGUCGUAAUUAUACGUAUGACGCUGCGGUAUUCAAACGGGAAUCUGAGGAUGAAAUCCCUUCGUGUAAAUAUUUACAAGCCUCGGAAGAAACCCAAAUUAGUACAGAAGAAACUAUGGUAAAUCCGAUAAACGUUAACUGCAAAGUGGGAUUUUUGGGCAAGACAUGUUCGAUAAAUUGUGAAGAUGUUUUAGGAGAAAAAUAUAAGCACUGCGAAAACCAUAAAAUCUGGUAUAAUAACGUCUACGAAUGCCCUUGGGGUUAUAGUGGCGACUCGUGUGACAAAGAAUGUGAAAAUGGACAAUACGGAUUUGGUUGCAAACAAAAAUGUUCAAAUUAUUGUCCAAUGUCAUGCGAUAAGAAAUCAGGAGAAUGUCUCGGAAAUCAAAUAUUAGAAAACAUCAAAAAAAAUUCUGUAUUCAUUUUAGUUGGUUCUAGUGUUGUCCUAGUUAUUAUCGGUGUUAUAAUUUGUAUGAUCAAGAAGUAGACAAAAAAAAAUUAAUUAUUUAUAUUGACUAGAGACCUUUUACAUAUAUAAAUUUGUACGAGUAUGUUGUAUUAUGCAAAGAUAUCUAAUAUGUAUUGGUAUGUUUAUAUGUAUAACAAAAUAAAUAUGACAUUAAAAGA